AUGGCUCCGACAGUGCUAAUGGUGGCUGAAAAGCCACUUUUAGCAGAUUCAAUUGCCAAUCUGCUGUCGAAUGGGCAGGCUAAGAAGAGGAAAGGCUGGAAUGGUGUAUGCUCUGUCAGCGAAUACGAUGGUCAAUUCAAUGGUCGAGCAGCGAGAUUUAAAGUUACAAGUACGUGUGGACACGUUAUGUCUCUCGAUUUUCCGCCGAAAUUCAAUAAUUGGGAACGUGUCGACCCUGCGGAGCUGUAUAGUGCUCCAACUCAACGAAUCGAGGCGAAUCCGAAAAUGAAGAUGAACGAAUUUUUGGCGUCUGAGGCGAAAAAUGCGGAUUUUUUAGUGUUAUGGCUGGAUUGUGAUAAGGAAGGAGAGAAUAUUUGUUUUGAGGUAAUCGAUGCAGUCAAAUGUGCAAUGUUCAAAAACCGUCAAGACUUUAUGUCCGACGUCUACCGGGCUCACUUCUCUGCAAUCACCGAGAAGGAUAUAAAAGCGGCGAUGCGAAAUCUCGGCCGUCCCGAUCAAAAUAUGUCACAUUCAGUGGAUGCGCGCCAGGAGUUGGAUCUACGAAUCGGAUGCUCAUUCACUCGGUUUCAGACGAAAUUCUUCCAGGGAAAAUAUGGAGAUUUGGAUAGUAAUGUGAUCUCGUAUGGACCGUGUCAGACGCCGACUCUUGGAUUUUGUGUCACCCGGCAUGAUCAGAUUGUUCAGUUUAAGCCUGAGCAGUAUUGGGUGUUGAAGACCAAUUUUACGACGAGUGAUGAUGGGCAGAUAUUCUCACCGGAAUGGCAACGAGGACGGAUAUUCGAUGCGGAAGUUGCCCGCGUUUUUGUGGAUCGAAUUAAGAAAUGCCACACCGGCCUCGUCCUCGACGUGAGCAAAAAAGAAGCUCGAAAAGAGCGUCCAUGUGCUCUAAAUACUGUCGAGCUGAUGAGAGUGGCCAGUAGCUCCCUCGGAAUGAGCCCAUCGACUACAAUGCAUGUAGCAGAAGCCCUCUAUACACAGGGCUACAUUUCCUAUCCGAGAACCGAGACCACAGCGUAUUCGGCGAAUUUCGAUUUGACAGGAACUCUGAAAAUUCUCGCCGGCGACCGAAAAUGGGGAUCCGUGGUGUCGCAGGUAUUGGCAGACGGGAUAAAACGGCCGAAAAGUGGAGUUGACAAGGGGGACCACCCACCGAUUACCCCAAUGCGUCCGAAUCACGGUGGUCUGUCAGGUGACAUGUCACGGAUCUACGAGUACGUCUCACAGCAUUUUGUGGCGACUCUGAUGAAGCAGUGUGUCUAUGAAGUUACUACGGUCAAAAUGAGCUGUGGAGAUGAGCAAUUUACACUACAGGGGAAGAACGUUGUGGAGCCUGGAUUCACUGCAGUUAUGCCUUGGCUUAGUGUUGAGGAGGAGUGUAGUGUACCCAAAAGCUUGCAGCAGAUUGGAGCCAAAAUUGAGCUGCAAAACGCCGAAAUCCAGGCACGCGAAACAACUCCACCCGGUUACCUAACCGAAGCCGAGCUCAUCACACUUAUGGAAAAGCACGGAAUCGGAACAGAUGCCUCAAUUCCCGUUCACAUUAAUACAAUAACUCAGAGGAAUUAUGUGACAGUUGAAAGUGGUCGAAGACUUGUCCCCACUCGGUUGGGACAAUGUCUCGUCAGGGGUUAUUGGAAAGUGGACCCGGAGUUGGUUCUUCCUACGAUGAGAGCUGAGCUCGAGGAGCAGUUGAAUUUGGUCGCCAGUGGAAAAGCCGAUUAUCUUGAUGUGAAAAACCACGCGCUAAAAAUGUUCGAGAUGAAAUUCCAAUACUUUGUCACCAAUAUCCCGGCCGUCGACACCCUCUUCGAAGCCUCGUUUACCACACUUUCAGACACUGGGAAACCAUUUUCCCGAUGCGGAAAAUGUCGCCGAUACAUGAAGCUCGUUCAGACGAAACCGCAACGACUCUACUGUCCGACGUGUCAGGAGACGUAUGCGGUGCCGAAUUUCAAGGAUGGGGUGCUUAAAGUUAUUGGAGAUCACAAGUGUCCUCUCGAUGAUUUUGAUGUCAUUUUGUAUCAGGGUCCCGGCGGAAAACUUGCCCGAACAUUCACCCUCUGCCCAUUCUGCUUCAACAAUCCACCAUUCGAAAAAAUGCCACAAGGAGCCGGUUGUGAUACUUGUGUUCAUCCGUCUUGUCAGUAUUCCAUUAGCUCAAACGGAGUGUGCGGUUGUCUUCAAGACUGCGGGGGUGUAAUGCUUCUCGACACUCAAUCUCAUCCGAAAUGGAGAAUGACAUGUAAUAAAUGUCCGUCGGUUGUUGGAUUAUUUGAAGGAGCGAUUAAAGUGAAAGUGGACAGUACGAGAAGCUGUGAGCAGUGUGAUGCUCAAUUUAUUAAAGCAGAGUUUAAGCCAAAUUCCGGAAAACCUGGAGCAAUCGAGUACGAGUCGAGCAGCUACGAGGGAUGCAUCUUUUGUGAUGCGAUGAAAAAGUACCCGGACGCGAUUAACCUGAAUCAUGCCUACCUGACAGAAGAAUCCCGUCAACGGAACACACAGGCACCCAGGCGAGGCGGCGGCGGCGGCCGUGGCCGUGGCGGUCGUGGAAGAGGAGGCCGCGGCCGUGGAAGAGGACGGGGACGCUAGUGCCGAAUUUCCCGGAAAAUUAAUAUAUUUUUUGUUUUUUUUUAAAUUGUUAUUAGCACUGUUUUUUAUUAAUUCAAUUUUAAGUAUGUUUUUUUUUUAAAUUUAAAUUUAAAUUUAAAAAAAAACGAGCAAAUGUGUAUGUAUAAUUACGGUACUUUUUCUUUAUUAUAUACAUAAAUUAUAUACAUGUUUUUUAUUAAAU
Messenger RNA from Caenorhabditis elegans, 2812 nucleotides. It is a transcript of the gene top-3B, whose product is annotated as DNA topoisomerase. Bases 1 to 2610 code for a protein of 869 amino acids. The record is from RefSeq and is marked reviewed. Lineage: Eukaryota; Metazoa; Nematoda; Chromadorea; Rhabditida; Rhabditidae. The transcript is spliced from 10 exons.